This is a messenger RNA of Moesziomyces antarcticus, 2655 nucleotides long. Its product is annotated as metallo-hydrolase/oxidoreductase. Gene Ontology annotation, molecular function: RNA binding; RNA endonuclease activity; 5'-3' exonuclease activity. Gene Ontology annotation, cellular component: mRNA cleavage and polyadenylation specificity factor complex. The record is from RefSeq and is a predicted model, not a curated record. Gene Ontology annotation, biological process: mRNA 3'-end processing by stem-loop binding and cleavage. NCBI's taxonomy places the organism in Eukaryota, Fungi, Basidiomycota, Ustilaginomycetes, Ustilaginales, Ustilaginaceae. The transcript has a single exon. Bases 1 to 2655 code for a protein of 884 amino acids.
AUGGCGCCUUUCGUCGUUCCGCAGUCGUCGGCUGGCGGUGCCUCAUUGCAGGCAUCGGCAGAGGAUCAACUCACCAUCGAGAUGCUCGGCGCAGGUCAGGAGGUCGGUCGAUCCUGCUGCGUGCUCAAGUACAAGGGCAAGACGAUCGUCUGCGACACCGGUGUCCAUCCCGCAUUCACGGGUAUCGCCGCACUGCCCUUCAUCGACGAGCUCGACUGGUCCACCGUCGACGCCAUCCUCAUCACCCACUUCCACCUCGACCAUGCCGCCGCCCUCACCUACAUCAUGGAAAAGACAAAUUUCCGCGACGGUCACGGCAAGGUCUACAUGACCCACCCGACCAAGGCCGUAUACCGCUUCCUCAUGUCCGAUUUCGUCCGCAUCAGCAACGCCGGCAACGACGACAACCUCUUUGACGAAAACGAGAUGCUCGCAUCCUGGCGUCAGAUCGAGGCCGUCGACUUCCACCAGGACGUCUCCAUCGCAGGUGGUCUGCGCUUCACCUCGUACCAUGCGGGCCACGUCCUCGGUGCCUGCAUGUUCCUCAUCGAGAUCGCCGGCCUCCGGAUCCUCUACACCGGUGACUUCAGUCGUGAGGAGGACCGCCACCUCGUGCAGGCAGAGAUCCCUCCCGUCAGACCCGACGUCCUCAUCUGCGAAUCCACCUACGGCACACAGACCCACGAGCCGCGUCUCGACAAGGAGCAUCGCUUCACCUCCCAGAUCCAUCACAUCAUCAAGCGCGGCGGCCGCGUCCUCCUCCCAGUCUUUGUGCUCGGCAGAGCUCAGGAGCUGCUGCUUCUGCUCGACGAGUACUGGGCUGCCCAUCCCGAACUGCACAGCGUACCCAUCUACUACGCCUCGGCGCUCGCCAAAAAGUGCAUCUCAGUCUAUCAGACCUACAUUCACACCAUGAACGACCACAUCCGUACGCGCUUCAACCGUCGAGACAAUCCGUUCGUCUUCAAGCACAUCUCCAACCUUCGUUCGCUCGAAAAGUUCGAGGACCGCGGUCCGUGUGUCAUGAUGGCCUCGCCCGGUUUCAUGCAGUCCGGCGUCUCGCGCGAGCUUCUCGAAAGGUGGGCUCCGGACAAGCGCAACGGUCUCAUCGUGUCCGGAUACUCGGUCGAGGGCACCAUGGCGCGCAACAUCCUCAACGAGCCCGACGAGAUCAUUGGCAUGAACGGCAUCAAGAUUCCACGCCGCAUGUCGGUCGACUACAUCUCCUUUUCCGCCCACGUCGACUUUGCCCAAAACUCGCGCUUCAUCGACGAGAUCAAGGCGCAGCACAUUGUGCUUGUGCACGGCGAGCAGAACAACAUGUCCAAGCUGCGCGCAGCGCUCCAGGCGCGCUUUACCGCACGAGGCUCCGACGUCAAGAUCCACACGCCCCGCAACUGUGAGCCACUCACACUCCAGUUCCGCGCACAGCGCACUGCCAAAGCGAUCGGUACGAUUGCGGCCAAGCUACCGGCACAGGGCGACACGGUCGACGGCUUGCUCAUCAGCAAGGACUUUGCUUAUACGAUUCUCGACCCCAAGGACCUCACCGACUUUACAGGUCUGUCCACCAGCACCAUCGUGCAGCGUCAGCGAGUGGCGCUCGCGGUGAGCUGGGACAUGGUGCGCUGGCAUCUGCAGGGAAUGUUCGGUCGCCUUCAGGAGGGCAUUGAUGCCGAAGAGGGUCUGCGCACGCUGCGCAUCAUGGGCGUGGUGGAUGUGCGCCAGAGCGCGCGCCACGAGCUGCUCGUCGAGUGGGGCAGCAGCAUCGCCAACGACAUGGUCGCCGACAGCAUCGUCGCGCUGCUGCUUGGCAUCGACAGUGCGCCCUCGAGCGUCAAGAUGACCAUGCAUAGUCACGAUCACUCGCAUCACCACGGCGAGGAUGCCAAGCCGGCUGCGGAGGAUGCCGAUCAAGAGAUGGACGGCGCAGAAGAGGAGGAGGCGCUCACACCUCCGGAGAGUGCAGACAUUGUGCCGCCUCAUCCUUUCUCCGAGGCAGCACUGCUCGCAGGGAGCAGUGCCGGGGCUUCAAAGGCGGCAUCCGAUGAGGCUGCGCGACACGAUGCCUACCAGCUUGCCAAGAUGGAGCACAUGGCCGCGUUCCUCGAGGCACAUUUUGGCCAAGUGGAAGAACUCGUCAUUCCGGAGCUGCCGGACAGCACCGAUGCCGAAGAAGCGCCGGCCGCAUCGAGUGCGCCCAUCCAGGCUGAGUCAGUCAAAGAGAACGCAGACGAGGCUGUUGCGGUCAAAACCGAGGACACGUCGGAUGCAGCCGAUGCCAGUGCAUCCGCAGAGCCGGCCGAACAAGCCGAGGGCAACUCUGCAGAGCAAGACGAGGCACAGCCUUCGCUGCCGCCUAUCCACAUUGCCUCUCUAUUCGACGGCGAGUCGCGUCCUGCGCUGCGUAUCUUCCUCGACGAUGCAGAGGCUAUUGUGGAUGUGCAGAAUCUCGUGAUCCUCGCUUCGUCCGAAUCUUUCCGCGCACGCGUUCAGCACCUAUGCACGCUCGCUCUGCGCUCCUUCACCUCGCUCUCGGACGCCUUCCACCUUCCACAGCAGAUGGCAACCCCGCUCUUUCAGGGCAAACACAGCCAGCUCGCCCAAAUCCCCGAAUUUGGCGAAGAACGUCCUGCCAAAAUGCUGCGUGCCUAG